Psylliodes chrysocephalus is the source of this 1724-nucleotide messenger RNA. NCBI's taxonomy places the organism in Eukaryota, Metazoa, Arthropoda, Insecta, Coleoptera, Chrysomelidae. The record is from the annotation of a GenBank genome assembly.
UGUCGGUACUGUCAGUGUCACUGUCAAACACGUGUCAAAUAAAAAGUAUUUAAAAUCAAAAUCGGCUAAAUUUUUAAUUUCCUCUGGGAACAGAGAAUUACUUGAGAAAUAUGUACAUGCAUAUUUUUUAGUUAAAUAUUUAUAUAUUAUUUAUGGAGGUAUUAUGUUUUCAAAUGACAAGGUGGACCGUUGAAAUCCUAAAUAAAUACUGAUUAGGAUACUUUCCAUAAAUAAACUUAUUAAAAAAGUUAAGAUCAGAUCAAAGUGCACAAGAUCAACUCUGAAGGAUGGCUCUUUUCAAGAAUACUAUAAUAAAACUAACAUCCAUUACAAAACACAGGGGCAUCGCUUCCUUGAGUGCCCUUUCAGAAACCCAUCAAAUGCUACAAAAGACAUGUAGAGACUUUGCAGAUGGAGAAUUGAAACCUAUUGCAGCAAAAAUUGAUCGUGAUCACUUGUAUCCUAAAGAACAAAUUAAAAAAAUGGGUGAACUAGGUCUUAUGGCAAUGACUGUGCCAGAAGAAUAUAAUGGUUCUGGUCUGGAUUAUGUAGCAUAUGCUAUAGCUAUGGAGGAAAUAUCUAGAGGUUGUGCUAGUGCUGGUGUUAUAAUGUCUGUAAAUAACUCUUUGUACUUAGGAUCACUACUUCAGUGGGGUACUAAAGAACAGAAAGAGAAGUUUAUGGUACCAUUUACAAAAGGAGAUAGGGUAGGUAGUUUUGCAUUAUCAGAACCUGGAAAUGGGUCUGACGCAGGUGCAGCCUCCACUACUGCCAAAGAAGAUGGUAAUAAUUUUAUUUUAAAUGGUACAAAGUCUUGGAUUACCAGUGGAUAUGAAAGUGAAGCAGUUAUAGUUAUGGCGACAACAGAUAAAAGUUUAAAGCACAAAGGUAUCUCUUCAUUUAUUGUUCCCAAACCAAUUCAAGGCCUAGAACUGGGUAAAAAAGAAGACAAAUUGGGUAUUAGAGGAUCAUCCACGUGCAAUUUAAUAUUUGAAAAUUGUAAAGUGCCAAAAGAAAAUUUAUUAGGAAAACCUGGAAUUGGUUUCAAGCUUGCUAUGAUGGGGUUAGAUGCUGGAAGAAUAGGAAUUGCUGGCCAAGCUCUUGGAAUAGCUCAAGCUUCACUGGAGGUGGCUGUAGAAUACGCAUCUAAACGAUUAGCAUUUGGUAAACCUCUUACUAAACUACAGAUGAUUCAACAGAAACUAGCAGAAAUGGCUUUGAGAUUAGAAUCUGCACGAUUACUGACAUGGAGGGCAGCAUGGCUCAAAGAUAACAAAUUACCAUACACAAAGGAAGCUGCAAUGGCUAAGUUGGCUGCAAGUGAAGCUGCUACAUUUUUAAGUCAUCAAUGUAUACAGAUUUUGGGAGGCAUGGGGUAUGUUUCUGAUAUGCCUGCUGAACGCCAUUAUAGGGACGCUAGAAUAACUGAAAUAUAUGAAGGAACAUCAGAAAUCCAGAAACUUGUCAUUGCAGGAAAUUUGUUAAAAGAAUUUGGACUUUAAGAUCGUGCCAAUUUGAACUGAAUUUGUAGAGAAUUUACAUAUGAUAUCCCAAAGAUACCUUUUUUUAAAGACAUAACUUUAUAUUUUUAUAAGCCAGCUAAGUAAUAUUUAAGAGAAAGUAUGUUUUUAAAUAUAGUACUUUAUUGAUCUUAUUUCUGUUUUACAAUUAUUAUGUAUACAAUAUUUUAAACAUAUAAUUUAAAUAAAAGAUUUUUAAACAUA